Molecule: messenger RNA, 2404 nt
Organism: Acanthoscelides obtectus
Lineage: Eukaryota; Metazoa; Arthropoda; Insecta; Coleoptera; Chrysomelidae
Source: the annotation of a GenBank genome assembly
AAACUAUCUCACAAUAACCAAUGACGCCAACAGUAGAUACAAAAUAUAACCAAAAAAGGAACCAAACAAGAGUUCAAAGUUCUGUGAUUCCUGAUCUAACCUCCUAACUUUUUUGUCAAAUAGGUUAUGUAAUUUGAUAAGAACAGAAAUAAAACAUCGUCUCCAAACACCAAACCAGGAGAUUUAUCAUAAUUUAUCAAUAGCCAUCUAUAAUAAUGGCGAGUCUAGGAAACUGUGAAUCUCCAGGUUGCACCAGUCCUGCUAAACUGCAGUGCCCCACGUGUAUCAAACUAGGAGUACAGGGUAGCUUUUUUUGCACACAAGAAUGUUUCAAGAACAACUGGAAAACACACAAGAUCAUCCACUCAUUAGCCAAAGGGGAAAAUGCCAGUGGAGACAAACAAAUGGAAUACAAUCCAUGGCCCCAUUACAAUUUUACUGGUAAGCUGAGACCAUUUCAACAGUCACCAAAAAGAACCGUGCCUGAGAGUAUACAAAGACCUGAUUAUGCAGACCACCCCCAGGGGUUUCCCAUCAGUGAACAGGCUGUAAAAGGAUCAGGGCUGAUAAAGGUGCUAGACGAUGAAGAGAUUGAGGCGAUGCGGGUUUCUUGCAAAUUAGGCCGAGAGGUUUUAGAUGAAGCAGCCAGAGUAUGCGAUGUGGGAGUAACCACAGAUGAAAUUGAUAGAGUAGUUCAUGAGGCAUGUAUUGACAGGGAAUGCUACCCUUCACCACUAAACUACUAUUGUUUCCCAGCAUCAUGUUGCACUUCUGUCAAUGAAGUUAUAUGCCAUGGUAUUCCUGAUACUAGGCCUCUAGAAGAUGGUGACCUGUGCAAUGUGGACAUCACAGUGUACCACAGAGGGUUUCAUGGUGAUCUGAACGAAACGUUUUUAGUGGGAAAUGUGAGUGAGAAACACAAAAAACUUGUGAAAGUGACUCAUGAAUGCCUGAUGAAAGCUAUAGAACUUGUAAAGCCUGGUGAAAAAUAUAGGGAAAUAGGAAAUGUAAUCCAGAAACAUGCACAAGCUCAUGGAUACUCAGUGGUUCGCAGCUACUGUGGACAUGGUAUUCAUCGUCUAUUCCAUACAGCUCCGAAUGUACCUCAUUACGCUAAGAACAGAGCUAUAGGAGUAAUGAAGCCUGGACAUUGUUUUACCAUUGAACCAAUGAUAUCAGAAGGUACUUGGAGGGACGAAAUUUGGCCUGACAAAUGGACGGCAGUGACAGCAGACGGCCUUUGGUCAGCACAGUUUGAACAGACUCUGCUUGUCAACGAGACGGGUUGUGAAAUACUGACCAGAAGAAGAGAAAAGAACGGGCAACCGCACUUCAUGGACAAAUUGUAGUGUUUGAAAAACUGAAUGGGGAUUAUUUAAUUGUUUGUAAAGUGGAAAAGUGGAUUGUUGGAAUUGCAUUUUUAUUGAUAAUUUUAAGACACAACUGUGGAUCCUAAAUUCUAAUUUUACAGGAUUCUAAAUAAUACUUCUUUCAAAAUCAACUGAAUGAGUAGGCAGUUUUUGAUGAUUAUAUCUUGAGUCUCCAUAGUUCCUCUGCUGGGUGAAUCGAAAUAAAAUGCCAAUAUUUCUGGGAUAGAAAAAUGAUACAAAAAGUUCGUAGGAUGUGUAGUUUUCGAAAUAUUUAGGUGGGAACACAUAGGUCCCAAAACAUCCCCAUACCGUGUUGCAGGGUGUUAAAAUUAUAAUUAAAAAUUAUAAUAUAAUAGCAAUACAGACAAAAAAGGUUUCUUUAACUUCGCUAGAGAGGUAGAAACAUUGAUGUUUUGACCCCUAUAGAAAUGAUAUUUUCUACACCAUUGAUUUUUCUGAAACAUCCAUUACAUUUUUCGGCAAAUAUAAUCCGUACAAAAAACUUAAAUUCGUCAUAAUUGACAUUAAAAAUUGUAUGGACUUUCUAAGUGGGGUAAUUCUCACCACAGCAUUGUUUGAAGAUUAUUCAUUUUUGCCCUCAAGGUUUUUUGUUUUUUAAAUUAACCUGUCCUGAGCUCUCUUCUUCAAGUUUUUGCUUCUCUUUUAUAUUCAAGAGAAAAUUCUACCUGGAUCUUCGGUGUUUCACCUGCAAUGCUAAUUUUUUCAAAGAAUUAAUUUGUUAUAAGUGAUCGAGAAAGACUGGUGGUAGGGUUUGUGGGGACUCAGGAUCUGCUUCACUUUCCCGUCUAUGAUAUUCUCUACAAAUCUGUUUUAUUUCUGAUACUGAGUAUACUGUUUAUCCAUGUACAGCCCAAACGUCGCUAUUUUUUUACCAAUAGCACACUCUAUGCUAGCUCUAUCAAAUAGAGUCUAAAUCAGAAUUGUUACCUUCUGAAAUCAAGGUAUCGCCACCAUUUUUUUAUUUGAAAAGAUUUAGAUAGAAGCUUAUCGAAUAAAUUAUCUCGAAAUAUGAA